Molecule: messenger RNA, 364 nt
Organism: Rhinopithecus roxellana (golden snub-nosed monkey)
Lineage: Eukaryota; Metazoa; Chordata; Mammalia; Primates; Cercopithecidae
Product: thioredoxin-like
Exons: 2
Coding region: 1-324 (107 amino acids)
Source: RefSeq, a predicted model, not a curated record
AUGGUGAAGCGAAUUGAGAGCAAGUUUGCUUUUCAGGAAGCCUUGGAGGCUGCAAGUGAUAAACUUGUCAUAGUUGACUUCUCAGCCACGUGGUGUGGGCCUUGCAAAAAGAUCAAGCUUUUCUUUCAUUCCCUCUCUGAAAAGUAUUCCAACAUGGUAUUCUUUGAAGUACAUGUGGCUGACUGUCAGGAUGUUGCUUCAGAAUGUGAAGUCAAAUGCAUGCCAACCUUCCAGUUUUUGUUUUUUUUUAAGGGACAAAAGGUGGGUGAAUUUUCUGCAGCUAAUAAGGAAAAGCUUGAAGCCACCAUUAAUGAAUUAGUCUAAUCAUGUUUUCUGAAAACAUAACCAGCCAUUGGCUAUUUAA